Messenger RNA from Prosopis cineraria, 3640 nucleotides. RefSeq lists its product as uncharacterized. Bases 1196 to 3475 code for a protein of 759 amino acids. The record is from RefSeq and is a predicted model, not a curated record. The transcript is spliced from 6 exons. Lineage: Eukaryota; Viridiplantae; Streptophyta; Magnoliopsida; Fabales; Fabaceae.
GGGAUGAUGACGCUACGCUGGUAUUUUGGCAUUAUAAACAUGGGACAGAGAGUGAGGGUUUGCAUUUCCACACAGGCAUGGGCCUUCCUUCUCACGCAGACCCCAACUUCUAGACCUAACUCGCCUGCACGGCCUUCCCUGUUAUUAUCACCUUCACCUUCUGCAGCUCGCAGAAUUAAGGGAAAAUACAUCGUUUUAAGAACCACCCUUUUAUUGAUCUUUUCUCUUCUCUUCGAUUUUUCUUCCAGUGAUUGUUUGAUCUCAAGUUAGAACUGCAGAGGGUCUAGUAUGAUUUAUCACUUGGAUUUUAUCGCUACCAGUUUCUUUGGUGCGUUCCCUCACUGGUUACUUUUGGGUUGGCCUCUGCUGCGUAUUUCUUGACGAUUUUGAUCACCAAGUUUGAGUUUUGUUGGACUUAGUUUGAUUAUGCUUCAAUCUGGUCGAUUUCUCGCUUGUGGGAUUGUUCUAAAACAACUUCUUAUUGUUUUUUUUUUUUUUUGGCCCAGUGGAUAUCAGUUUGUCUCUGCUUUAGACUAGCGGAAAAGAAUAAUAUAAAAUAAGUUGUUGCUUGUGGUGGAUAAGAAGGACUCAAAAAGCUUAAACGGCUUGCGGUAAAUGUGUGCCGUGCAAGUCAGCCUUUCGGUUUUCUUUAUCCUUCUGUUGAUCGUUUCAUGGGAAAUCUUCCGGGCAUUUAUUGAUUAUUCUUACUUCAGCUUCAAAGUUUCCUCUCAGAUCGAUGUUUGCUUCAGCUUUGUUCUUUCUAUGAGGCAUAUUCGCUGAUCUUGCUUCCCAACAUGAACUGUUUGUGCUUCAUUUGUUGCCAGUAUGGAGAUCGCAUGAUCUGUGCCCAUUGUAGUGCUCAGAUAUUUACCAUGUCCUUGAUUUUCUCUAUACCUCCAGCAGAGGAGAUGGCGGUUUUAAUGUCUCAUAUUUGGAUGCCUCUGUUAGAUACAUAGUUUGAGAUUCUUGUCAGUUUAGAAUUACUUGAGCAGGAUUAGAUCGCUACAUUCCAGGUUUAGUUGCAAGUAGAUAGCAAAAAAUCUUGAAAAGUAAAAUGGAUCAGGGUGGAGGCUGAGAUUCCCCUAGCUAGUUGAAAAUUGUAGGUAAUAUAAAGAACCACUCUGAGAAAUCAAAUUGAUAUUAUAAGCAAGCCACUUAUUUCUUUUGGAAAAUCAGGAUUUAUAUUACACCAGUGAUGGGCUUGCCACAGAUACCCUUAAGUGCAACUGCAGAAGAUGUCGCACCAGCCACAGCUGUUUUGCACAGCUCUCCACAGUUUUCGGAUGCAGGCUCCUCUGGCAUUGACAAUGUGCAUAGCGAAAGUACAAGUGGAUUGGCUGCAUAUCCUCGGGGUCCCCCAUUCAUUGAUUUCCCAAAGAAAGCCUCUUUGGAAAUUUCAAAUACAUCUGAUAAUAUGUGUUAUUAUAGAGGAGCGAUUGAGGUUACUUCUAAUGUCCACAGCCUGAAGAUUGGUUCUUCAGAUAGCAGUUGUUUUUAUACUUCAAGAAAUGGGCGAAGUAUUCACACCCCGGCUUCUAGAAUUGUGGGUUUUGAAUCAGGCCCAGCAAGUUCUUCAACUGAUGGGUUGAAUGGAGCUCCAGCUACUAAUCUUCAUUCUUCUGCUGUUACUAAUGUCACAGCCAAUGAUACUGAACCUGCCAGCUCAUUGGUCAGGAAGCGACUACUAUCACCAUUGAGUAGCAUGCUCUCUCCAAGCCAUUUCAAAGGUGAUCCUCUGGAUAUUGGCUGCAGAAAUAUAGAGAGUGGGGUUAAGAUUGAUAAUUUCAAAACUACUCUUGCACAAGAUAACAAGAAGGCAAAUAUUGGAAGUAAUAACAGCAGUGACAUGCCUUCAUGGUCCUUGUCAAGUUGCUUGGAGCAAAAAAACACGCCCCUUAAGGCAGAUUCCUUUUUUUUCAGUGAUGGUCCUCUGCUGGUCAAUAGAGAACUAUUAUCCCAUGGUAGUUGUCCUUCCACACCUGCCGUUGAUCACUUUAGGGAAUCAAUGCAAGUAAAAUUCCCAAGCGACAUGAUGCCCACAUCCCCUGUAGUGAACUCGCCUCCACUUUCCUUCUCGCCUCUUGGUCCUAAAUUUUCUGAGAGGUUAAAUGCAGUGGGAGGAUGUAGGAAUACUAUUAGAGAGAAGAAGAAUUGCAGCAUUACCCUAAAGAAUAUAGAGAACUCACUGGACAAAUCUAACUUAUGCCGAAAGAAAGAUAAAUUAAAUAUUGCAAGCAAAUCAUUUGAAGAUGUUGAUAUUUUGUGCCAAGACUUCUGUCCAUCUUCUUUGGAUGGUGGUGCUGAUACAAGUUGGCAAAUAGCUCAAGAAUUAGUGCCUGCCUCCCACUCCAUGAGGUUCAGCAGAAGUUUGAGUGGGCUUCCAAUAAGGAGGUCCUUGGUUGGUUCAUUCGAGGAGUCUCUUUUAUCUGGCCGCUUCUUUUCUGGAAACCUUAGUAAGAGAAUUGAUGGUUUUCUUGCUGUGCUAAGUAUUACUGGGGGAAACUUUUCUCCAAAAUCACAAAAGCUUCCGUUUUCAGUGACUAGUGUCGAUGAAGAUUGCUACCUGCUGUAUUAUGCAUCAAUAAAUCUUGCUGGAAAUUCAUCACCAAACAAGGCUAGAGGCCAACAACUGAAACGAGGAAUUAGCAAUGAUGAUUCACAAAUUGUCAAAAGUCGCUUGCGAAUUCCCAUGAAAGGACGGAUACAAUUGGUUCUAAGCAAUCCAGAAAAGACUCCCCUUCACACUUUCUUUUGCAAUUAUGAUUUGAGCGACAUGCCGGCUGGUACCAAAACAUUCUUGCGACAGAAAAUUACACUUGAAUCUUCCAGUUCAACUUGCUCUCAGCCAAAGCAAGGUCCAUCCAUUCCAAACAGUGGAAUCAUUGGUAAGGAGAUCCCAGGAAAACAAAAGUGUCAUGACCCGCAUUGUGAAGAGUUAAUGCACACAGAUGCAGUUGACAUAGUAAAUAGAACAGGGUUGAUGAAUCAGAAAUUGGGAAAUGGCUGUUGUUUGGUGGAUUUAAUUAACGAAGAGGAAUUGAAACAAUCUCCCAGCAUGAAAAUGACGGGAAUUCCUUCCUUGGUAAAGCUUGAUGAUGGAUGUAUUUCUGUUAAAUGCAAGAAGGAUGACAGAAAGGAAUCAUUCUGGGAUAAAACAUGUGAAGAAUCCCGGAAAUCAUUGCACUUCUGUUCAAAAGUUAAUGAGAAUUGUAACAGUGCUGGUCCGCUUCGUUAUGCUCUUCAUCUCCGGUUCACAUGUCCUUUUCCUAAAAAGACUACAAGAACAUCACUUCAGAAAUCCCGACCAAAUUCACUUCCAGAAAAAACUGGAUUGCAUGUGGAAGGGGAUCGGAGAUUUUACUUAUAUAAUGAUUUGAGGGUUGUGUUCCCUCAGCGGCAUUCAGAUGCAGAUGAGGGCAAGUUGAACGUGGAAUACCAUUUUCCUGAGAAUCCAAGAUACUUCGACAUCAACUGAAAAAAAAUGAGGUUUCGCUCCUCCGAAGCAUGAUGCUGCUAUUGCUGCUGACCAUCUUCUGUACAGUAACAUGUUGGUCGUCAGUCAUGGCUGUUGGAAAUGACACUAACCCCUUUUACUCCUCCUGUAAAUACUUUGAUUUUAAAUAAUAUGGCGGGUUAAUUA